Messenger RNA from Hibiscus syriacus, 1105 nucleotides. Its product is annotated as short-chain dehydrogenase TIC 32 B, chloroplastic-like. The transcript is spliced from 7 exons. The record is from RefSeq and is a predicted model, not a curated record. Bases 46 to 1101 code for a protein of 351 amino acids. Lineage: Eukaryota; Viridiplantae; Streptophyta; Magnoliopsida; Malvales; Malvaceae.
AAAGCAACCAAAUCUUUCCUUCUUUGAUUAAAAAAAAACAAGAAAAUGUCUGGUUUCAUUUCGUUGGUAACAGGUUGGCCUGGUCCGAGCGGCUUCGGUUCAGGUUCUACUGCUGAAGAGGUUACUCAAGGCAUCGAUGGAACCAACCUCAUUGCUAUAAUAACAGGUGGAGCAAGUGGAAUUGGGUUGGAGACUUCAAGAGUAUUGGCUCUUCGAGGUGUUCAUGUAAUCAUCGGCGCGAGGAACUUGAAAGCUGCUAAUGAAGCCAAAAAGAUCAUUCUUGCAGAAACCGCAACCGCACGUGUUGAUGUCUUGGAGCUCAAUCUUUGCUCCAUUAAAUCCAUCAGAGCAUUUGCAGACAAUUUCAUGGCUCUUAAUAUUCCUCUCAAUAUCUUGAUAAACAAUGCUGGGAUCAUGUUCUGUCCCUUUCAUCUUUCUCAAGACGGAAUAGAAGCUCAGUUUGCAACUAAUCAUAUUGGGCAUUUCCUCUUAACAGAGCUUCUUUUAGACAAAAUGAAGAACACAGUGAAAGCUAGUGGUAUUCAAGGAAGGAUUGUGAACUUAUCAUCAAUAGCCCACACCCAUUGCUAUAAAAAUGGGAUCCAAUUUGAUCAGAUCAAUUCUAAACAAGGUUACAAUGACAAAAGAGCAUAUGGACAGUCCAAAUUAGCAAAUAUAUUGCAUGCCAAUGAACUCUCUCGUCGAUUGCAGGAGGAAGGUGUGAACAUCACAGUAAAUUCGGUUCAUCCAGGAUUGAUAAUGACGCCUCUGUUUAAGCACACUGCCAUUCUAAUGAAUAAUGAUUUUCACAUUACAAAUUCCGUUCGUAAACCCUGUUUUCCUUUUCACCCUUUAUUUCCUAAUCUGCAUGUUUUUGUUGCAGGGUUUUUCAAGUUCUUCAGUUUCUUCCUAUGGAAGAAUGUCCCACAGGGUGCAGCUACGACAUGCUACGUGGCCCUUCACCCGCGGCUGAAGGGAGUCACCGGGAAAUACUUUAUAGACUGCAAUGAGAUGACACCAAGUUCAUAUGCUAGAGACGAGGCUUUGGCAAGGGAAUUAUGGGAUUUCAGCCACAAACUGAUUAAUUCAGUUUCAAAAUGAAAAU